Molecule: messenger RNA, 4478 nt
Organism: Engraulis encrasicolus (European anchovy)
Lineage: Eukaryota; Metazoa; Chordata; Actinopteri; Clupeiformes; Engraulidae
Product: WASP homolog-associated protein with actin, membranes and microtubules
Exons: 10
Coding region: 65-2578 (837 amino acids)
Biological process (GO): Arp2/3 complex-mediated actin nucleation; endoplasmic reticulum to Golgi vesicle-mediated transport
Cellular component (GO): cytoplasm; endoplasmic reticulum-Golgi intermediate compartment membrane
Molecular function (GO): actin binding; Arp2/3 complex binding
Source: RefSeq, a predicted model, not a curated record
AUGGCGGACGGUGUAAACACAGAAGCUAGCGAUAAUUUUUUGGAGUUGUAUAUGUUUACCGAAAAUGACUAGUGUAGAUUUUGAUCGGCUGGACAGUCUGGAAGGCUGGGUCGCUAUCAAAACUAAUUUGUUUGAUGAAAACGAGAUAUUUAAAUUAGGAUUCAUCGUCCAGUGGAACGUGAUCGAAUCUAAAUUCGCUGUCACUUGUCACAACAGAACACUUCAGAGACAGAAACGCAAAGAAGAACUAGCAGAUGCACAAACAAGUUGGGCUGGAUUGUUUUCUGUCAAUGAUCUCAAAAAUAUCCAUCGCCAGUUUACAUGUGUUGGUGACGUAUUGGCUCCGUAUUUCCCUGACCUGACAGACUUUGAAGAGGGCAACAUAUGGGACCUAAUAUUUUUCAACCGGACAGCGAACCCAGAAGAACAAGAGAAAGAUUUGGAUACCCCCUGUCGACAGCUCGAGAAAUACUUUAGCACAGCCAUUGACGUGUGUGGCCGUAAGAUUGUGUUAGAUUCCUUAUUUAACAACGAUGAACGAGAUGUCGAGGAAUACUUUGAAAACCUCCAAGAGUUCAAAAGGAAGACCAUGGAGGAUGAAGUGGCCAGGGCGAAAGAUCUUCUGCGCAAGAUGCUUCAGCAGCAUAAAGGUGCUGACAGUUUGGUCCGACUGUUAAAGAUUUAUGAAGAGGAAGAUGAGGCUUACAAAGAAUUAGUCACCGUGGCAACGCUCUUCUAUCAGUACCUGCUGCAGCCUUUUCGAGACAUGAGAGAGCUGGCCAUGCUCUACAAGAUGGAGAUCCUGAAAUCACUGGAAUAUGAAGAGUUGGGACCAAAGAGGAUCUCAGCUCUGCAGAAAGAGGCGGAGGACUGGAGGAAGAGAGCAGAGGACGCCGUCAGCUCCAUACAGGACAUCACCGUCAACUACUUUGCAGAGACCUCCAGAGCCCUGGCAGGCCUGCUGAGGGGGAUGGAGGAGGACAAGAGGAGGUUCGGGCAGGCCUCCUGGGCCUCUGCCUCUCCCCGUCUGGAGCGACUCCGGUUCCUCCUGGCCAAGGAGACCCUGCAGCACAUGAGGGCCCGCGAGAUGUGCCUCACCCGCCGCAAAGCUGACAUCCGCCAGAAGAUGGGUGGUCUUGCGGAGCUGCGUGCGGACCUGCUGACGGUGGAUCAGCUGGAGCUGCAGUACUACGAGGCUCAGUUGGAGCUCUACGACAUCAAGUUCGAGAUCCUGAAGAACGAGGAGCUGCUGCUGGUGGCUCAGAUCGACACCGUGCGACGCCAGAUGAAAGAGCUGAAAGAAGAGGUGGUGUACUACGACACGUGUGAAGACCCCGAGGAGCUGCACAGCAUCAUGCAGACGUCCAGCCACCCGGAGCGCAGCCAGCCGGCCUCCAGGGGCCUGCGGCGCAGACUGCAGCAGCUGGAGACCAAGAGGGGGGCCAUCGGGGCCCGCCGGGCAUACCUGCGCAGCAAGAAGGAUCAGUGUGUGGAUGCCCACGAGCAGAAGAACCGCCUGGCCGAGGACAGAACAGCCCAGUUCGUACAGCACCAUAACGUCCAAAUGAAGAGGGAACGUCGGAAGGAGGAGGAGGAGAGGAGGAAGGAGUGGGUGGACCUGGAACGGGAAAAGACCCUCAGCAGACUGCGCUCCUUCAGGGAGAAACGACACGGCCAGUUUGUCUUGAAGACCCCUCGGUCGCGAGCCGUCCCAAAGGCCUCCGCUCUCAGCGAUGACGCCUCGCAGCCAAUGUCCUUCAUCAGCCUUGCCCAGCCCGGCACGGGUGCCAUGGCUACCACACUCGCUCCAUCCCCAUCCCCAUCCCCAUCCCCGUCUCCGUCCCCAUCCUUCGCCUCCCCCAAGAAGAAGCAACCAAAGCCUAAAGACAUUCCAGUGCAGAUCUUUGUCUCUCCAGGACCUGGACCCUCACCUCCUCCACCACCCCUUGCAUCUCCGUCUACAGCAGCACCUCCAUCUCCUGCUCCUGCUCCUGCUCCUUCUCCUCCUUCUCCUCCACAGGCCUCCAACCCUCCGCCACCUCCUCCUCCUCCACCCCCUCCCCUGCCACCUCCUCCUCCCCCACCUCCUCUCCCCAGCAGUGUUCCCCUAAGCCGGCCACAGGGGGGCCUUCUCCUCGACUCCCCCAAGCCCCUGGACGAGAAGGAGGCGCCUCCGUUUCCUGCCAAAAACACCCUCAAGCAAAACAUAGGUUCCAUGGACGAGGUGCUGGCGUCUCUACAGCGGGGCCAGAUCCAGCUAAGGAAGGUUCCCCCUCCCAACACGAGGCCCCCUACUGGUGGUGGCGGCCCCGGAGGCCCAUCGCCAGGCGGGGGAGGGAGCGGGGGAGGGCAGAGCGCGCGGGACAGCAUCCUGUCGGCCAUCCGUCAGGGCGUGAAGCUGAAGAAGGUGGAGAUGCCCGACCCGGCGGCCGCCGCCGGCAGCAGAGACUCGGAGCUGGAGAGGAGCAUCAAGGCGGCCAUGCAGAGGAUGAAGAGGGUCUCGGCGGACUCCUCGGACGACGAAGACGACCAGUCGGACGACCACGGGGACACCCAGCCUGAGGAGUGGGGGAACUGAGAUGAACUUUUAGACUCUGGAACUACAUACUCUGCACAAUGCAACAGGAACCAGGAACCAGGAACCAUGGGGUUCUGUGAGUGAUAGAACCAUGGGUCUGGAACUGCUCUCAGUUCUAGAACGGUGAGUCUGGACUUCUCUCCACACCAGAACCAUGACAGUGGAUUCUUUCAGUGCUAGAAACAAUGAAAAAAAAACCCUGACAAACCAAUAAUUGUGCAAAGCCAAUGUUUGCAUUCACAUACUAGCUUUUUUCUGAACAGUAACUUGAUCAAUAUGACUUUUGAGUGGACCUUGAGAGAGAGAAUAAGCUUCCUCUGUUUAAGAGCACUACAUAGCACUGGGUCUUCCUAUUGACGCAGGUCGCCUACCAAGACUUGGGACAGAUAUGGUGUCCAGCGAGGAGAAAGAAGGGCUUUGUUCAGGUUGAAAACGGUUGAAGUUUGAGUGAUUCUAGAUAGAUAACGAUGGUCUGCUCUGCUGUGCUCUAGUCAGCUUUUAGGCUUUAAAAGGUAAUUGAGCAUUCAUUUUUUUAACAAUUUUGUACGGCACUAUCAGUAAGUCAGCUCUAGUAUGACCUUGAUACUAUACGUGUACGUGUCCGGUAAUACUUUACUUCUGGACAAUAAAGCCUAGGAUCUACGAUCUCAGAUCAGAGACGCUGUAUUUUAAGUGGAACAUGGAUGAAGGUAAAUUGUAAUGUGGAGCAGUGGAAUGACCUUUCCAAUGGUCAUUAAAAGAACAGUUGUGAAAACACAGUGCAGUGGGUUUGGAGAUAUGACUAAAAAAUGAUGCCCUUUAAAAAUAAAUCCAUGCUCUGUUUUUUUUUUUUUUUCAGAAGGUGCCGCAUUUGUGACUAUAAAUAAAAAAAAAUCACUCACUUGACAAUAAGAACAUAAGCAGGAUGUGUCAGCCUUAGCUCUUUGAAGGACACAGAUGAUAAUAGGCUCGUUCGUGAUGACGCAGUAAGAUUUUUGCUAGGCAGUGGGAAUGCGCACUUUGCCAUGUUUGAUGCAUUCUGGUUAGAAUUUCCGUGUGCAUGCCCACUGCCUAGCAACAAUCUUACUGCGUCGUCACGAACGAGCCUAAUGGCUGCACUUAAAGUACAAAAUGCACAUCACAAUGACCUUUUAGCCUUCUGAAAACGUUUGUGAGAAUUCCUCCAAAGGAAUAGUUUGUGUUGCAUGUUGCGAAUCAUGUCGUCACCAUACAUUUAUCUGUUUAUGUACUGUAUGUGUGGGUGUGUAAUGUAUGUGUGUUUGUGUGAAUAUUUUUUAUGUGGCAAUAUUCUCUAGUGCAGAAAAGCAAUGUUUAGGGCUCGCUGACAUGAAAUAGGGGGAUUUACACUCUUUUACUUUUAAAAAGUUGAUUUUGCUCCAAGAAAGAAAAACAGUGCAGUGGACUCUGCUGUAGCCACAGCAAACCAAUAAACCUUGACCUUUGUCUCUCAAAGUAUUGCUCAAGCAUAAAUAUUUUAGUACUUAAUCUUGAUUUUACAACCCUGUGUUGCACUUGAUUUAACCGAAAUAUGUUACCAGAUAUUGAAGGUGUGAUGUCAUGCACUGAUAUUUGACUUUGCCUUUUUUUUUCUCUCCUUUUCCUUCCACUUGUUUUCAUAAUCGAUUUAUAUGGAUUUACAGUUUGUUAUAAAAGUACAAAUAUAUGAUUAGUAAAUAUGCAAAAGUGCCUUGAGGAUUGUCGUGUUCAUUACCAUGAUGGUAUUUAAAGAUUUUUGUUUUGUUUUGUUUUAUUCAUCCAUCAUCACAUACUGGAGUAUUGAGAUACUACCUAAUGGAAAUAAAACGACAAGAAAUUGUACAGAAGAUCCAAAGUCCAUUUAAGAGAAAAAGGCAUGUGUGGAAAUGUGUUUUCCUAAUAAACAAUGAAUGUGUAGCUUCAA